Molecule: messenger RNA, 574 nt
Organism: Cylicocyclus nassatus
Lineage: Eukaryota; Metazoa; Nematoda; Chromadorea; Rhabditida; Strongylidae
Source: the annotation of a GenBank genome assembly
CUUGCCGCCAAUCUGUGGUCAUUAACUUUGUUACGUCGUCAUGAUGGCUCAUCAUCUGAGUAUGUGGUCAAACAACACACUGCGGAAAGCUUUUUCAAUUUGAAAUCUUACCGGAACAAGACGCACUUCACUUUUUUGCAAAUAGGGGUGUACAAGAGUUCGAAGUGUUUCCGAUCCCGCGUAGAUGGCGUCCUUCAAGUUUCUCUUCAUAACCUUACUUGCCUUGAUGUUUAUCUGCAGCACAUCUGUGCAAGGCAUGAGACACGGAAUGCACCAUCGUCCAGGCAGACCAGGACCAGGCCAUCGCCCGAGACCAGGUCAUCGCCCGGGACCAUUCCAUCGUGGACCAAAGCAUCAUGGCCGCCGCCAUCGUUUUUAAGCAAAACAUCUAGUCAUGGUACGUCUGCUAGCAAUUCAGUAUAUGAAGUCUUGCAAUGACACAAUAUGCACUGUUAGUAGACUACUAUGACAGAUGCUUGAAUAGCAAUCUCAAAUUUGUGUCCGGAUUUUGUGUCUUUGAGCAACUUUCUCUAAGAUGUAAAUAUCACUUAGUCCCAUACACUGUAUUGGAUUG